Mytilus trossulus (common blue mussel) is the source of this 1401-nucleotide messenger RNA. RefSeq lists its product as uncharacterized. Gene Ontology annotation, molecular function: RNA-DNA hybrid ribonuclease activity; nucleic acid binding. The transcript has a single exon. Bases 1 to 1401 code for a protein of 466 amino acids. The record is from RefSeq and is a predicted model, not a curated record. Lineage: Eukaryota; Metazoa; Mollusca; Bivalvia; Mytilida; Mytilidae. Gene Ontology annotation, biological process: DNA replication, removal of RNA primer.
AUGGGGAGCAACAAGUUAUAUACACUAAGAAAAAUUUAUAUUGCUUUAAUAAGAUCAAAAAUUGACUAUGGUUGUGAGGUUUACAAUACAGCCUCUGCAUCUAUUAAGAAAAUUUUAGAUAAGGUACAAACACAAUCUCUACGUUUAUGUACAGGUUCUAUGAAGUCAGCUUCAUUAAAAGCACUUCAGGUGGAAAUGGGAGACCCUCCUUACGAAAUCAGAAGAAAAGCGUUAAUAACAAAAUCAUUUUUAAAUAUUUCUACUUUCGAAAACAACCAUCCAGCCAAAAAAUCAAUUCAAGAUACUGCUACUUUUGAAUUUUAUAGUAAAACUGUUAAACGUAAACCAUUUACAUUAAUUGCAAAAGAUACUCUAAAAGGAAAUAAUUUUUCAGAAAAUAAUGUAGUUAUAUAUAGAGAAAGUCCAAUCCCCCCAUGGCAUUUUACAGUACCUAUAGUAAACACGUAUUUAAAAGAUUACAUUUCUAAAAAGGAUUUACCACAUUUAAUUAAAAGUGAAGCCAAUAUCAUGAUAGAUACUCAAUAUAAACACCAUUUAAAAAUAUUCACUGAUGGGUCAAAAGAUCCAAAUAGCAAUGCCGGUUGUGCCUUUGUCAUUCCAGAGUUAAAAAUCAAUAAGGGAUUUAAGCUGAACAAUCACCUUUCUAUUUUUAUGUGUGAAUUGACAGCAAUUUAUUUAUGUAUAUCAUGGUUACAAGACUUUUUACCUUUUAACGUUGUGAUUUUUGUAGACUCUCUAUCAGCGCUUCAAGCACUGAAAAUACCUUUAAACAAGAUAAGAAAUCAAUUCUUACUUGACAUUCAUUUUUUACUAAGAUCAUUGUAUCAUUCAGGUACAAAUAUAAUUUUUGAAUGGAUACCAAGUCAUGUAGGAAUACAAGGCAAUGAGUUGGCUGAUUUUCAUGCUAAACAGGCAUUAAGUUUUCAAAAUAUUUAUAUCUUUGUACCGUUGUUCAAAGAUGAUUUUAAAACAUUGUGUAAAAAUUUAAUGAAAAAAAUGUGGCAAGAAGAAUGGGAUAAAGAGAAAGAUAGAGCAUUGUAUCAAAUAAGUCCAAAAAUUAAUUUUGACAUAAAAAUACCAAAAAUGUCCAGAUACAAAGAAAGACUGAUUUUUAAAUUAAGAACUGGUUAUAUACCAUUGAACAAACAUCUUUAUAAAAUAGGCAUAUCUGACACUAAAUUGUGUGAGGAGUGUCGUGUUGAAGAAACAGUUGAACAUUUCUUAUUACACUGCAAAUUAUAUAACACAGAACGAUCUAUUUUAUUUGACAGUUUAAGAAAGUUACAAAUACAGAACUUUCAAUUAAAAAAUAUCCUAACAGGAUAUAAUUUUUUACCAAUUGAUACAUACGUAAAGAGCACGAAUAGAAUGAUACUUUAA